AUGGAAAAGGAUGUAAGCCCAUCACACAAGAGAUAUAUGCAGGGGGUCCUACUAUCAAAAAUAGCACCUGGCGUCCAUAGAGUCCUCACAGAAACAUCUGAUCUUUACAGAAGUAAAAGUGUCAGUGGCCUCCCAUUGAAGUCUGAGCUCACCAACCUGAUUGAGAAGACCCUGCAAGAAGUUGAAGCUGGGAAUUCAGAAGAGAGGACAAAACGUGAAGUAGAGGACUGCCAGGUGGAGCUGAAUAAGAAAGGGGAUGAUGACAAAGAGGAAGAUAAGGAUGGAGACUACAGUCAAGAAGAAUAUGGCACUAGAAUAGACAUGGCUGAGCAACUGGAAGCAGAGACAGAAGAUUUAAAAGUGGAAGAAGUUCUCCUGGAGGUACAGAAAGACCUGUCUGCUUUUGUGGAAAUUGACCUAAGAGACGAAGUUGAGGAGAUAACUGAACACUUCUUGACAGAGGAGAAACAACCGGAAGAAGAGGAAGAACCAGCUGAACUCGAGUAUGGAAAACAUUUUAACCUUCAUGCAAAACAUUAG
Molecule: messenger RNA, 540 nt
Organism: Caretta caretta (loggerhead turtle)
Lineage: Eukaryota; Metazoa; Chordata; Testudines; Cheloniidae
Gene: C1H13orf46
Product: chromosome 1 C13orf46 homolog
Source: RefSeq, a predicted model, not a curated record